Molecule: messenger RNA, 1198 nt
Organism: Nestor notabilis (Kea)
Lineage: Eukaryota; Metazoa; Chordata; Aves; Psittaciformes; Psittacidae
Gene: SPRTN
Product: SprT-like N-terminal domain
Exons: 4
Biological process (GO): DNA repair
Cellular component (GO): nucleus
Molecular function (GO): single-stranded DNA binding; metalloendopeptidase activity; polyubiquitin modification-dependent protein binding
Source: RefSeq, a predicted model, not a curated record
CUGUGCUGGAGUGUGUAAAUAUGAAGGAAAAGGUGGAAUGUGUUCCAUUCGUCUAAGUGAGCCACUCCUCAAGUUAAGACCAAGGAAAGAUCUUGUUGAGACACUGUUGCAUGAAAUGAUCCAUGCCCUGCUUUUUGUUACUAAUAAUGACAAAGAUCGUGAAUCUCAUGGACCAGAGUUCUGCAAGCACAUGCGUCGCAUUAAUCGCUUGACUGGAGCCAAUGUCACAAUCUAUCAUGAUUUUCAUGAUGAGGUGGAUCUGUACCGCCAGCACUGGUGGCGAUGCAACGGCCCCUGCCAAAAUAGGAAACCUUACUUUGGAUAUGUGAAACGUUCGAUGAAUAGAGCACCCUCUGCACGAGACUUCUGGUGGACAGAGCAUCAAGAGACAUGUGGAGGAACAUUCACGAAAGUGAAGGAGCCAGAGAACUUCUCUAAGAAAUCCAAGGAGAAAACUCAGGCAGAAAAACUUCCAAAUUCUGAGUCACCUGAGAAAGGCAAGACAAAAACUCAUGAUACGCAAGAUCUGGUACCCUUUAGUGGAAAGGGAUAUCGGCUUGGAGGGGGAGACAGUGGACUCUCAGAAAAAAGCACAGGUGAAACAUCUGGUUCACAACUUCGUUCCCCAGUAAGGACAAUACCAAUCCCUAAAAAUGAGAUAAAAUUCGAAAAAUCACCCCGUAGUGGCAUCUUUUUUCCACUGUGUACUGGUGAUGCCAGUGAAAAAAUCAACUUGGCUUCAAAGCGUGAGUUCCCUAAACUCUCUGUUGCUAAUUCAAAAGCUUACAAGAAUGUGAGUGGAUCACCUGUUAAAAUUGCUCGUGUUAUGGAAGAAAAAUCAAACCAAGACUCUGCAAGUGGCAAGAGGGUUAUGCCAUUUUAUAACAGGUCACCAAAACAAAUUUGUUUUGAGCAGACAACAACAGGUCAGAAAAAAAGCUCAGAAGGUUCUAAUACACUGCAGCAAUGGCCAAAAAUGGAAGACAAAACUGCCUUUGAAAACUAUUUCAUUAAAAAAGGUGAUACUGAUGUCACUUCAAAUAUAAAUACACCUUUAAAAACCAAAGCUGAAUCUACAGUGUCCUCUGCAAGUUCCAGCACUGCUCUGAGGCAGGAUAAAAAAGUCAGUUGUCCUGUUUGCCAGACUGAGGUUUUGGAGUCUAAAAUAAAUGAACACCUUGAUACUUGUCUUGCAUAA